CAUGAUUUUUUAAAUUCGCUUAUUCUAUUAUGACGAAAUUCAUUACCUUGUUUUAAUUCUAUGCUGAUUAAAGUUUUAUAAAAAUGUUGGAGAAAGUGAAACAUGUGAUAUUAAUUUUAUCCGGAAAAGGAGGUGUCGGCAAAUCUACUGUUAGCACACAACUUGCACUAGCGUUGCGGGAAAGCGGUUUGAAGGUUGGCCUACUAGAUAUAGAUUUAUGUGGUCCAAGUGUUCCUUUCCUCCUUGGUUUAGAACAAAGUGAUGUCUAUCAAUGUGAUGAAGGCUGGGUGCCCAUUUACACUGGGGAAGAUAAAACUCUCGCUGUCAUGUCAAUUGGUUUUUUAUUGAAAAAUCGCAAUGAUCCCGUAAUUUGGAGAGGCCCUAAGAAAACCAUGAUGAUACGACAGUUUUUAACCGAUGUCAAAUGGGACGAUUUGGACUACUUGAUUAUUGAUACCCCACCAGGAACUUCAGAUGAACACAUAACAGUAAUGGAAUGCAUGAGGGAUGUAAAAUGUGAUGGUGCUAUUAUGGUUACUACCCCACAGGGCGUCGCUUUAGAUGAUGUACGAAAGGAACUGACCUUUUGUCGUAAAACCGGUGUCAAAGUGUUGGGCAUUGUGGAAAAUAUGAGUGGAUUCGUAUGCCCAAAAUGCAGCAACUGCACAAAUAUAUUUUCCUCUGAUGGGGGCGUUGAGUUGGCUAAACGAGCUGGUGUUCCACAUCUGGGAACAUUACCAAUUGAUCCACGAAUUAAUGUAUUAGUGGGUACGACACGAUCUGUGCUUACGGAAUUACCGGAUUCCAACACAGCGAAAAUAUUUAAGUCAAUUGCCGAGCAGAUUACAAAUGCCAAUUCCGAAUCUAUUAGUACAGAUUGAGAGCAUAUAUUAACAAUUUAAUAGUAAACGUUGUGAAUUUUUUAAAAAUA
Bactrocera tryoni is the source of this 931-nucleotide messenger RNA. RefSeq names its product cytosolic Fe-S cluster assembly factor NUBP2 homolog (gene Nubp2). Gene Ontology annotation, cellular component: cytosol. NCBI's taxonomy places the organism in Eukaryota, Metazoa, Arthropoda, Insecta, Diptera, Tephritidae. The coding region runs from base 84 to 881 and encodes 265 amino acids. Gene Ontology annotation, biological process: iron-sulfur cluster assembly. The record is from RefSeq and is a predicted model, not a curated record. Gene Ontology annotation, molecular function: ATP-dependent FeS chaperone activity; 4 iron, 4 sulfur cluster binding; ATP binding. The transcript has 3 exons.